AGCUGCGGAGGCGUUCGCCUGGCAGGCGCGCUUUGCGUAACAAGCCAAAGGUGUGUGUGUGUGCGCGUGGCUCCGGUUGCGCGCGCGCCCGCUCGCUCGCCCGCCAUCCCUCGGCCGGAGCAGGAAGGGGCGCACGAGGAAGGGCUCCUCCGGCAUGUAGGUGGCCCAGGGGCUUCUCCAGGAUGCAGCCUGCCUGCGUGAGGGCCGACCCGCUGCUCCUCGGCCGCAGCCCCCCCGCCGGCGCCAGAGACCAGGAGCAGCAAGUGCAGCUACGGCAGAAGCUGAGGGAGCUGCCGGCGUUGCUCCGGAGCGGACUCACGCUGCGGAGGAAGAACUCCGCCACCGGAGGCCGGAUUAUAUCCAGAAGAAUUUCAAAUCCAUAUCUGGAAAACCCUUCCAGCAAGAUUUAUGGCGAGGAUGCCUUAUGUGCUGGGAGAGCUCUCAGAAAUGUUUUCAUUCUACAAGCUUCUGAUAUGAUGAACGAUAGAAUGUCAUUGGUGGGACUUUGCAGGAGAAGUUGUACUGGAUCUGAACUCAUAGACUGGCUCUUGGAGUACUGUCCUUUCAUCAAGAGUAGAUCUACCGCAGCUGGUGUCUGGCAGCUCCUGUUGAACAUGGGAAUUAUGUUAUCAGUGGAUCGACAAAUCUGUUUUCAAGAUAACUAUGCUUUCUACCAGUUUUCAGCUGAUGAGUGUACAUAUCUUUUCUGUGAAUAUGAACAAGAUGAAGGAUGGAAAAAUGGUGUUAAACUUCUGUUGCAAUUAGUGCCUGUUAUUCCUCCAAGGAUUAAUGCAUGCAAUCUGAACCAUCAGAAGAUCGAAGACACAAAUGAGACUAAUGCUGAAAUUCUUGCUCGACUGACUUCUGCGAUGCAGAGAGAACUGGCUGCUGUUCUUGCAAUCAAGACGAGAAAAUCAGCUUUGGAAAUGAAUCAAAAUGAUGAAAUCAACAGUGAAGAAGAAGCAGAGCAAGAAGACCCCAAAGAUGUCUACAAUACACAGGCAGGAGUUAUGUGCAAGCUACAAGAAGAGGACAUCAGGCGUCUUGAACUGAUCCAGAAACUGCCAAAAGAAAACUGUCAUCCUCCAGAGAGAGACAAAAAAGAGCCAGAGAAGACAGACCAACUGAAUGAUGAAGUGACUGCCGUUCACGUGAAGGAACUGGACCAAGAUGUGCUGGUGCUUAGGAGAGUGUCGUCACUUAGCCCAGCCCCCACAUCAGGGAGUGCCGAGAGUGAUUGGAGAUAUGUGGUAGUAUCUGGGACCCCAGAGAAGAUUUUGGAGCACCUCCUGAAUGACUUACACCUGGAAGAAGUACAGGACAAAGAGACAGAAACUCUCCUGGAUGACUUCCUUCUCACAUACACAGUCUUCAUGACAACAGAUGAUCUGUGUCAGGCACUGCUUAGGCAUUAUUGUGCUAAAAACCACCAAGGCAAGGAAGAAAUUCUAGAUGUUUCCUGCAGAAAACGUAAAGUUUUACAUCUGGUAUCUCAGUGGACUUCACUGUACAAAGACUGGUUACAUGAAGAUGAAAAUUUAAAGCAGUUUCUAAAAACAAUAUACAGGAACGUAUUAGAUGAUGUGUAUGAGUAUCCUGUACUUGAGAAGGACUUGAAAGAAUUUCAGAAAUUACUUGGAAUGCACCGUCGUCACACCGUAGAUGAAUAUUCACCUCACAGAAAGCAUAAAGCUAUUUUCCAUCAAUUCAGUCUCAAGGAGAACUGGCUCCAGAACAGAGGAACUGUGAAUGAAAUUGAAGAAGUUUUUUGCCGGGUGUAUAUAACAGAGCACUCUUAUGUCAGUGUAAAAACUAGAGUAUCCACUUCAGCUCAAGAGAUUGUAAAAAUUGUGGCAGAAAAGCUCCAGCAUUCACAGGAAGAUCUGACUUUGGUGGCUGUUUCAUUCUCCGGGGAAAAGCAUGAAUUGCAACCCAAUGACAUGGUGAUCUCCAAGGCCCUAGAGUCUGCUUCUCGGAUGUUUGUUUUCCAAAAAGAUCUAACAGAUACUCUGAACCCUUUUGCUGAAAAUGAUGAAACCCAUCAAAGAUCAGUGAGAAUUCUGGGAAUUAACACUUGGGACCUCGCUUUGGAAUUAACAUCCUUUGACUGGAGCCUUUUUAACUUGGUUCAUGAGCAAGAGCUGAUAUACUUCACCUUCAGCAGACAGGGCAGUGAGGAAAACACUGUGAACCUUAGUCUUUUGCUUCAAAGAUGCAAUGAAGUUCAACUCUGGGUCGCCACAGAAAUACUGCUCUGUAGCCAGCUCUGUAAACGAGUGCAACUAGUGAAAAAAUUCAUUAAGAUUGCUGCACACUGCAAAGCUCAAAGAAAUCUGAACUCAUUUUUUGCCAUUGUUAUGGGUCUCAACACUGCAUCUGUCAGCCGGCUUUCUCAGACAUGGGAGAGAAUCCCUGGAAAAUUUAAGAAGCUCUUCACUGAACUUGAAAGUUUGACAGAUCCUUCCCUGAAUCACAAAGCCUACAGGGAUGCAUUCAAGAAAAUGAAGUCUCCGAAAAUCCCCUUCAUGCCUUUACUCCUUAAAGAUGUAACAUUUAUACAUGAAGGAAAUAAAACUUUUCUGGAUAAUCUUGUUAACUUUGAGAAACUGCAUAUGAUUGCAGACACAGUCCGAUCAUUGAGACAUUGCAGGCGUAACCAGUUUGGAAGUGAAGUGUCCCCAAAAGAACAUUUGGAGCUGAAGUCCUAUGUUCAUCAUUUGCACAUCAUAGACAACCAGCAGAUGUUGUUUGAGCUUUCUCAUCGGAUAGAGCCACGUGUAUGAGUUCACGCAAACUGCAGUACUUUCUAUUGAGUGAAUGUUUAUGCCAAGCAAGUUGCUUCCCUGGGAGAGAAACGUUUACUGAGUUUUAUCAGUAGUUGAUGCCACAACAUAUGCAGGAAUCUCAUGGAAAGUGAAAAGAGGAACAGUUUGUAUCAGCCUUCCAAGUGUGUUUCGUUCAGCUGCAAAGCGGGCAAGAAAGAACUGCAUUUCCUCAUUCCACGCUUGAGUUUCCUUAAAAACAGUGAUGGUCCAGAGUACUUUUCAAACCAGAUUCUGUCAGUGUUACAUUGAAAGUAAAUACUUGUACCAGCAUGAAAGAAGCAGCACCAUAUGAGAACAGUGCUCACAAUUCUCCACACAAGGGUGUACCUCAUUGAUCAUAAGCUGCCAAAGUAUUGACUGUUGCCAAAAAGAAGCAGGAAGAAAGUACUGUGAGCGAUCUUGGCUUCCCUGGGAUAAGUAGUAACUACUCCAAAAGUUGAAGCGUAAAGCAAGGCACCUGGUUAAAGAGCACAGCAUGCAAAUAGAAUUCAAACCAAUGAUAGAAUAGCCAAACAGCAGCAGUUCUUUAAUUCUAUCACUUCUACUUCAGAAUGUGCUUCACAGAAAAAAAAUCAUGGCUAUAAUUUUUGGUAACGUGAAGUGUCUCUAUACUUGAUUAGCUAGAAAAGAGCAUGGUACUUACAGUGUUUCUCAUUAUUAACUUUUUUAACAUUUAGGAUUCUCUCUGUGUUUCUCCUUUACUAAUGAUUCAGAUUUUGGUAUCAGUGUCCACGGCUGACAGGCUUAAUUGCAAAUUACAAAAAAAAAAUGCUGUGUAUGUUUCUUUCCAUGAUUGUUGUAUAUAAGAUAACUAAUUAACUUUAGAUAGGUGCAAGGUAGACACUGGCUAAAUAGAUGUGGAAAACUAUCAGAGGGUAAAUGCAGCCUACAAUGGUCCUUACGUAUGGAUGCCACAAUAGCAGUGUCUCUACAUCACAGAACUAGGGUCUGUUCUGCAUUGUUUUGUUGCACACCAAGGGCAAGCAUGUGCAGCAAAUGAAUUUUUAAUAGCUUUCCCCUAGAACCCAAGAACUCAGGGCUCUCCCCAGUUGCUUGGGCAAAAAACUGGCCCAGCAAGCAAAGAAGUAUGUUGUGUCCAGAAGCAUAGCAAGGGAGGAAAGUGUCCAGUGCACCGGUGCAUCCUCCCGCCCCAGAACGCCCCCGUCCGACCCCACAACGCCCUCUCCACACCCCCACAGGGGCGCGUGCCUGGAGCUACGCCUCUGAUUGUGUCAUUGUUUGGUACACAUCCUAGAGGUCACCUAUCCCUAUGCUACAUGAUUUAUCUACCAACAUUAUUAAAAAGGAAUUCUUUACAUGCAAUGAACACCUAAUCUGUUAGAGCACACACUUGUUAUUUUAGAAGACCAAAUGGACACAGUUCAGACUUGACCUUAUUGCACUUCUGCUAUUGUGGAAUAGUCCCACAAGUCUCUAUUCAGAAGCAAUAGCAAAUAUAUCCACAAACAAAGGGUAUAGAUUGCCUGUGCUCAGGGAAUGGCAAUGGAUAGGCUAGAUAUGAAUUCUGGAUAUGCACUCUAGCAUACAAAACGGGAAACUCCAAAGUAACUGAAAUGGAUCACUUUCAAAGCAAAUUCUGGAAAAGUUCUCAUCAAUUUUCUCUUUGCAGCAAGUCCUACCAGAGUCCCAAGGUAAAAUCUGCUUGCUGGUUCUUGGGACUGACUAUGGCAAGGAAUAGUUUCUCAUCUGGCCUCAGCUUUAGCUCACAUGAGAAUCUUUUCUUUGUGAACUAAGCACUAUUGUUAAGUUCACAACAUGCACAGUAUGGGAAGGGAAGUUGCCUUUAAUUGGUGGUGUUACGUGCACUGUCCUACAGUUUUUGUGACACAAGAGCUCCCUUGGGAGAGAAAUCUGGGUCCCAGGCAACAAAUGUGUAUUAAUAUAGGUAGCACCAAAAAGUAUUUUUCUGGAAAGGCCCACACUGUUUUGUUUAAAGAUCACGUUCUGUGAUGUCAAAAUAAGACUAAAAAAAUGAGCAUCACUUUCCUCCAAUAAUUCUCCAUCUCCACCAUCAAUUUUCACUUUGAUAAAUCAUUAUUAAUACCUAUUAUCAGAAGUGCUCUUGAAAUUGCCAUCAAUUCACACUUAUUACUGGAACAUCUUAACUGUAAUGGUAUUCAGUAAUCUCAAGGAACUGCUGUAUGUGUUUGGUUACAUAUGAUGCAAGUCAAUCCAUUUCACUAUGAAAAUCUAUUUAUGUGCAGCUUUGUAGAAAAAACUUUUAUGUGGGCAAUGAGCAAACAGGGCUGGGGAAAAAUAGUUCUGUUUGAAAUGGGAGUCUGCCAAAGCAAUUGAACUCUCCUUUUCUUUAACAGAAUUGCUUGUAGUCUAAAAACCACUCAUGUUCAGGAACUUUUUCUGUACAAGAUUCUUGCUGGUAGUUUAUACACUACUAGUAGUAAAGCCCAUUUUAAAAUGAAAUAAAAUGGGCUCUAGACAGGGAAGAGGGUGGCCUGAUCCCCCUUGCCUUGUUUCCCAAGCCCUGUGCAGCUUGGGAAACAGGGAAGGGCCCCCGAUCCUCCAUGCAAGGCUCAGCUAGAGAAUUAGGUUCUUUCCCCCCUUUUUCAUGUUUCCCAAGCUCUGUGCAGCUUGGGAAACAGGGAAAGGAUUUGGGGGGUCUGAUCCUCUGUGCUGCACUCAGCACGCUUCUCCCCCCACCUCUCUUCCCUAGGCCCGCAGAUCUUAGGAAGGGAGGUGGGGAUGGUUGGAAUGUGAGGGACCAACUUUUAACUAAUGGCUGCACAGGACACACUUCAUGUGAGUCCUGCAUGCCUAUUGGCUGGGGGUUCAUUGUCAGACAUUCCAAACCCUUAGUGAAUUAUGUAUAAAGAUUGAAAAAGAAAUAAAAUCCGCUUUAAGUUAUAAGGAUUUCUUUGGCAGGAAGAGGGAUUCAUUCAAAUACAUUUUGGCCUCCCUCAAUAUGAAAAUUGUGAAAUAGUGUACAGGUAUAAAGGAAACAUGUUUUUGAAAUAUGACUGUAGUUGCUAAUAUGAAUAUGCUAUAUUAUUUCUCUUUUUUUAAAAGAAAGUCUAUCCUUUGCAAUUUGGGAAAAUUGACUGUCCAUUGAAUAAAUAUAUUCUUAAGGUAACUGGACAAAUUAGUUACAAUUCCAAACAAGCUAUUAAGUUUUCCUUUCAGUGACUUAGAUUUAAGUACAAAAUACUUGGUUCUUCAACAGUGGAAGUUUGCUGCAAGCAAAAACAAAACAAACUUCUGGCCAACUUUGUCUGCAUGUACCAUUUCUGGCACAUACAAAUAGAUUUUGGGAUCACCAAUCCUGUAAAUAAUCUUUUUAAUGUGGGCAAGCCAGUCAGACCUUCAGAAGAUAGUAAUAGACAUUAUAACACAAACAUGGGAUCCUAACCCCACAUUUGUCUUUACACAUACAAAGCUGUGAUUCAGAAAUAGAUUGGCCAAAGAUGCUGUCCAUGAACUAUUCUCUUUUACAGAUUGGUGUUUUUCCCCCCGUUGUUUAGUUGGGUUUUAAUUCGCCCACCUGAUCUGUGAAUUUAGAAGUUUGAUUAGGGCAGGGGUCUGCAACCUGCGGCUCUCCAGAUGUUCAUGGACUACAAAUCCCAUCAGCCCCUGCCAUGCUGGCAGGAGCUGAUGGGAAUUGUAGUCCAUGAACAUCUGGAGAGCCGCAGGCUGCAGACCCCUGGACUAGGGGUUAAAUGGAGGAAAAUGGCCAAGGGAUGGUGUAUGAGCCCAGGCCCUCUAUUCUGGCGUUCCAAAAUCUUGCAAGCCAGACUAUGAGUGCCUCACAAGCUUCUCCAGAAGGCUCUCCUCUUGCCUCCCCCAAAGCAGCCUUCUCCAUGAAUGCUUUCACUUUUGAGAAUGAGGAGGAAAGUAAGCAAGGCUGACUGCCGGCAAUACCAAAGUCCAAAAACCUUUCAUUUACAGCAGUUAAAAAACAGGAAAAGAAAACAAUCCUUUAAAUAGCUCCACUACUGGUUGGAAAAAAACUUUUUCAGUAUACUGAAGAAGAAUGAGGGCUGUCCACCCCAACUUAGUUACUAAGCAACCCAAAAAGGAGCCUCCUCCUCCUCUCUUCCCUUCUGCUUAACUGACCUUAAUUAUAUCAGCACCAGGUGUUUUCAUUCUAAGGAGAUGGUCAUUAUUUCUUGCAGGCAGUAUUCCGACUGGUGAUGUUAUUUUGAGCUAUAAUUCAAGCCUUGCAUACAGAUGGGGUUGGCAGGUGAGAAUCAUGUGAAAAGGGUUUAGCAAACUCUGCCAUUGAGUUUUCAUUAAUGAAUGCACACAUUUGGGGAAUGCAGGUGUGCUGGUGUAAGGUUUAGUUCUUCGUAUAGUAAAAACUUUAGCUUUAAUGUCCCAGUUCAUUUUGCCGCCUUUUUAGCAAGGCAGUAUAGUGAACUGCUGCUCUGAAAUCUUCCUUCUUCAUGGACAAGCCCACAUUUCCCACCUUGCAUUGUAAUACAAAGAUCUCGUAUCUUCUCAGUUCUUUAGGUCUAUAGUAACUGUCGUGGAACACCUAUGGACAAUUCUAUUUGUGUGCCUGCUUAUUGUGUGCUAUUAGAAUGUGUGCUAUUAGCAUACUUAUUGUGUGCUAUUAGAAUGAACAAUUUUUAUCUCUAAAGCUUGACUUGAGAAAAUACCUGUGUGUAGAGCUCAACUGGCCAAUACUUGUGCCAUCACCAACCAAACUCUCCCCAUCCAUCUCUAGAGUAGCUUUAGAACUCUUUAACACAAUGCAAAGGGGAAAGGGGAGGUUUAAAUAAAUAAAUAUGCAUGUAAGACAACACCCCAUGGGUCAGUAAUGAUCCGGUGCUUGCACAGGGGACUACCUUUAUCUUUAAUACAACCCCUCCCCUCCAAAAAACAGACAACCCUCCUGACACAUGGGAAUGUGGGUAAGACUGAUGACUGAAUUGCUAGUAUGCUUAUCUGUCAAUGGACUGUGAAGUCAGGAGGGAGGUGGGCUCACUCUCCUGUGGCUCAUCUGAAAAUCAUAUGCCUUAUGUCUCACUCCAUUCAAUGGGAGAAAUUGGAUACCUGUUUUACUCUCGCACUGAAGCUGAUGGAACUUACCAGUUUGCCCUUGGCUGGAUAACUUCUCUUACUAAUCUGUAUCUGCUGUUCUUCAUGGUUGCAAGAGAGCAAACGAAGCAAGAGGCAAAGCCAGUGUUUCAGAGGAGGCUUUUGAAGUAGUUGCUUCAUUAGUUUAAACAUGUGUUGGAUCCUAAUGAACAAGGGAGGGGAAAGCUGCCACUAACUGGAUGAAAAAAAUAUUUUGGGUUGUAAAAAUACAAGUAAAAUAAGCUGUAAAUAUUAACCUUUUAGCUGAGUAAAUCACUAUUUAUUUGCAUAGGCUAUUUAUUGUAUUCUUGUUGUACUUAAAUACUGGGCACUGUUGACAAAUACAGACAAGGCCAUUUGUCUAAUCCAUUCUGGUCCUUCUGGAGUGCCAUCAUGCAGUUAGCUUGCAUUAACAAUUAAUACACUAGGUAGCCCAAACCAAGGAUAUUUGCCUAACUUCUCAGGGACCAUACCUUGUAUUUGUCCACCAUUAUUAGUACUGGUAUGUUCUGAUAUACCAGAAACAUGGUUGCCAAUGUACUCCUUUACAUAUUUCAUGCUUGUUGGCCUCUGUAUAUAUCAUUGUGUUGUGUAUUUAUGAGAGCUAGUAAGCAAUAAUUUAUAUGUCAAAAUGGCCAAGCAAUAUGAAUAUAAAACUUGUAAAAGCAAAUGUUACAUUUAGACUUUUUAAAAUAUUGCUUUUCAAAAUAUAAACUCACAUUAAUGAG
Sphaerodactylus townsendi is the source of this 8608-nucleotide messenger RNA. RefSeq names its product Rap guanine nucleotide exchange factor 5 (gene RAPGEF5). Gene Ontology annotation, molecular function: guanyl-nucleotide exchange factor activity. NCBI's taxonomy places the organism in Eukaryota, Metazoa, Chordata, Lepidosauria, Squamata, Sphaerodactylidae. Bases 183 to 2783 code for a protein of 866 amino acids. Gene Ontology annotation, biological process: Ras protein signal transduction; positive regulation of GTPase activity. Gene Ontology annotation, cellular component: plasma membrane. The record is from RefSeq and is a predicted model, not a curated record. The transcript is spliced from 26 exons.